Messenger RNA from Echinostoma caproni, 219 nucleotides. NCBI's taxonomy places the organism in Eukaryota, Metazoa, Platyhelminthes, Trematoda, Plagiorchiida, Echinostomatidae. The record is from the annotation of a GenBank genome assembly.
GGAAUACGGACCGAACGUCCGGUACGAGUGGUUCUGGGGUUUGAACCAGCUAAAGCAGAACGCAGUGGAGACAUUCCUGAAGUGGAGGGUAAUGUGGCCGGAUUUGGAGGAAUUGUUGAAUUUGGCGUCGUCGUCAAUGGGGUGGGGGCUACUGGUGUGGUGGUAUCCGUGGCCUUGGAGUUGGAAGGGGUUGCCGUGACGGAUGUUGCGUCGAAGUAA